UUAUUAAAUAUAUAAUUUUUAAUAUAUAUUUUAGAGCCCCAUUUUGCAUUUCGCAUCUAGGCCCGAACUCCUCGAGACUAGGGGUGCAAGUGGAUAACUUUUAGAUGCACUUUCAACCCUUUUUAGUUCAAAUUAUUGUACUAGCUAAUUUUUUAAACUCCUACGGGAGACGGCUGUGGCUGUAAUAUUUCGUCAUGCUUCUACUCUUUCAAUGUGAUGAUUCCGGUACUAUUUUGAUUUUCUUUACAAUAACGCAUUUUCAAAAAAUAUUGCCGUUAUAUCACCAGAAGGAAAAUAUCAGUUUUUUUAUAGUAAUUGAUGGUGGCCUUGACCUAUGCGACAUGUACCAAAAACCAACCUCCUUUUCAACACUCUUAUAGCACCUUCAUCUACGGUUUGUUUCGGCUUGUUUUGGCUUAUUUCUUCUCACAUAGUACUAUUAAAUCAGCUGAAAUCAGCCGGCUUUUAUACCAGCCGAACAGGCUCGAGUCGCCCGGACGGCACGGUAAAACUCAACGUAGUCCACCGGCGACGACACGCGUACAACCUACAACGCCGACCACGGCGCCCCAGCUCGUCCCAUGCAUCCCCUCCUAUAGAGAAAUCCAGAGAGGCCGAACGGCGCCAAUAAAUAGGUGGUAGCUGUAAUCGUACUAACAGCUUCUUCCGAUCGAGCAGAGCUAGCAGUGAGAGUUGACAGUUGACACCAACGCGCCGGCGCGAAUCGAAGACAUGGUCACCCCCGCGAUCGUGACGGCGGCCGGCGUCGUGGCCGUGGGCGCGCUGUGCGCCUACUUCCUUUGCCCGGCGGCGGCGCUGGCGGCCGUGGCGAUGAUGAAGGCCCCUGGCUCAGGCGGGGCGCUCAUCUCGAGGGCGGCUUUCGAGGCCAACCCGAAGCUCUACUUCCACCUGCUCCGGCACGCCGGGGUCAAGGCGGCGCUCGCCGCCUUCGGUGCAUGACGACGGCACCGGGUGUGUUGCUACUGGACCUCUAGCUAUGUAAAAACACUCUUGGUACUGGACCUCCAGAAGAAGCAGCAGCAGUAGGUGUAGGAAUCCAUGCUGCUUCUGUGGUUUGUAGUAGUAGUACUAGCUUGCCAGUUCCCUAGCAACUUAGCUGUACUGAUCACUGACGUGAGCUGCUUCUGUUGUGUGUUAAGCCAUGUUUUGUGCUGAUAUAUAAUCAGAGCUUGGAUGCCAGUGUAUGGUACU
This is a messenger RNA of Panicum virgatum (switchgrass), 1212 nucleotides long. Its product is annotated as protein EGG APPARATUS-1-like. The transcript has a single exon. Lineage: Eukaryota; Viridiplantae; Streptophyta; Magnoliopsida; Poales; Poaceae. The record is from RefSeq and is a predicted model, not a curated record. Bases 733 to 960 code for a protein of 75 amino acids.